GGAAUGACAGAGGAGGAGAAAAGACAGAAAGAGAGAGAAAGGUAGAAAGGAGCUAGCAAGGAAAGUGAAAGGAAGAGAAAUUAAACCAAAGAGAGGAAAAAGGAGCUGCUGAGGUGUUCCGACACAGCCACCACCCAUCAACGACCACCUGGACAUCGUUUCUUAGGCUGCUCUUUCGCCGUCUUGCUCUCCCGGCCUCUUCCCUAGUGGUCCUUCCUAGCUCUAAUCUAACCCACCUAUCCCUUGGAAGUUGGAUCAUACUUCUUCUCCUCCUCUGGUGAUUAUUCUUUUUGGUGAUUAGAAUUGCUAGCUCUUGGGUGAGUCAGACUGUGGACUGGAAGAUUCGAGUGUCUGCAAGAUUCAGUGAACUUGGGUUUUCAGGCUCUAUCAUUGUACCGUUUCGAUCCUAUGGGUUGGUGAUCAGAGAUGAGACGACUCAUGUGUCUAUGGGUUGCCUGAGAUCUCUCCCUUUCUCCAAAGAUUAAAGACCUCUCCUUUCUGGGCUUUAUCCACGUGUAUACUCCUCUCUCCAGAUAGCAGAAAAAGCAGCUCUUUCCCCACCUUAAAUUGUCGCUCUACCUUCUUUAUUAGAGAGAGAGGACCGGGGUGGUAAUAUCUUGGAGGAUUUUGUUGGGUCUAACAUAAGGAGAUCGAUUGAGUUCUUGAUUUAUUUUUAUUUUUCCAUCUGGUUUUUAUUCUAGAGUUAAGGGCUUUGGUUUUGUGGAGGGUACUGGCCGGGUCGGUAGGUGGAAACGAGAAGAGAAUUGCAUGCACAAGGGUAACGAUGGCCGUUAGUUUUUGCACUGUAUAGAUUCUCAAACCUGCCUAGCUAGGGACAGACACGUUGAGUUUCCAAAACUGAAACGGUCCAAAUUGCGUCCUCCGCCAAAACCUGCAUGCGCACCAAUUAAAGCCAACCACCAAAAAAUCCUUUCUUGAUAUAUAGACGAAACCACAGCAAGAGAAAUCGCAACCACUAAAAAGGAAGAAAGAGAGACAAUUUAGAGAGACAAAGAUGCACCAAGAGAGAGAUGGGGGAGCACCAGAAGAAAUAAGGCAACAACAAGAAGACCGGAGACUGAAGCCUAUUCAAGCUGAAAACCAGCAGCAGCAGCAGCAGCAGCCUCAAAAAUGCCCUCGCUGUGAGUCUCUCAACACCAAGUUUUGCUAUUACAACAACUAUAGCCUGUCUCAGCCGCGUUACUUCUGUAAGGCUUGUAGAAGGUACUGGACUCAAGGAGGAACACUCAGAAACGUUCCCGUUGGCGGCGGUUGUAGAAAGGGAAAGCGUGCCAAAACUUCGUCAUCUUCUGGCGCCGAGAAUUCACGGUCUCAGCAGCCACAACAAAUACAACAAAAUUUGACCAACCGACCAGCUAUAAUCCCCUCCAAUCCAGUUAACACCACAAGUCCAAUUCUAACGUCCACAGAACCUGCUGGUAAUUUGGCUACUCCAUCCAUCCAGUCAAUUGCGCCGUACUAUGCGGGAGGUGGGUAUUUGUCCUCUUUGGCAGCAAUUCAAUCAUUGAGUCAAUCACAUUCUUUCAGCACUCAAGCUCUCGACGUUGGCGGUGAUUUGGGGAGUUCUUCAAAUUUGGAUCUGCUACAAGGGUUUGCAGUCCCUUCUUUUGGAUCCCAACAGCAGCAGCAAAUUCAGCACAGGCAAUUUUAUCAAAUGAGCAACAGAGAUAGAAACGUGGAAUCUGAUCUCUAUCCUACUGAAGAAACUUUGAGUCAAUCAAGCAGGCCUCCCAGUUCUUCCCAUGAUUGGCAUCAGAACUUUCUGUACAAUACUAACCCCGUGGCCCCUGAUACUACUUUGUGGAGUAUUAGCACCAUCGCCAGUACUACCGCUGCUGGUUACACUAACAGCAAUAACAAUGGUGGUUCUACUUCGAAUCCAGGUCAGUGGCCUCAUGAUCUGCCAGGAUAUGGCCCUCCUCCCUGACCUUCUUCAGCCAUUUUUAUACGCUCCCUCGAGCUCCAAAGAUCAAGCAGCUGCAUAAUUUGAGGAGUACUUCUUUUACUUUUGUAUACCACCCCCCAAAAAAAAGAAGCCCAUUAAACCUCUAUGUAUACCCUUUUUGUCUACUUGGUUUACUUUGGAUGGUUUAGGGUAUGAUUUGGCUCGUCAUAGAACAAAGAGUGGUUAGAAAUUUGUGAUUUGGGUAUUCAUUGUAAAUGAAAGAUUAGUGGGGCAAUCGAACAGAAUUUCUGGGUUGAGCUGGGUUGUUUUGAAGUUCAUAAUCUGAUUAAAGUUAAUAUA
Juglans regia (Persian walnut) is the source of this 2266-nucleotide messenger RNA. RefSeq names its product dof zinc finger protein DOF1.6-like. The transcript is spliced from 2 exons. The record is from RefSeq and is a predicted model, not a curated record. Gene Ontology annotation, biological process: regulation of DNA-templated transcription. Gene Ontology annotation, molecular function: DNA binding; DNA-binding transcription factor activity. Lineage: Eukaryota; Viridiplantae; Streptophyta; Magnoliopsida; Fagales; Juglandaceae. The coding region runs from base 1016 to 1948 and encodes 310 amino acids.